Messenger RNA from Sclerotinia borealis F-4128, 1098 nucleotides. Lineage: Eukaryota; Fungi; Ascomycota; Leotiomycetes; Helotiales; Sclerotiniaceae. The record is from the annotation of a GenBank genome assembly.
AUGGAGACACAAUUCUCCUACUCGACCCCGAAGGAAGAGACCAACCCGGAUCUCCUUCAUACAAAAGACACAUCCUAUCGCUCCUCAAAACAUCUUACGCUCGCCUCACCUAUCUUCAAAGCUAUGUUGAGAAACACAUUCAGCGAAGGUACCACACUCUUAACAAUCGGCCAGGUGAAAGUUUCACUCCCCGAAGAUGACCCUACCGUUAUGACGAACCUUGUCUUCCUGAUCCAUGGUCGCCAUGGGCACCCUGACAUCGAUCAUGUUAUCACUCUAGACUCUCUCAACAAAGCCGCUAUUCUGGUGGAUAAAUAUCACAUGCAUGAAGCUGUUGCUUUCUUUACUACAACAUGGACCCUCUCUUAUUUCAACCGACAUGCAAUUCGUCUCCAUUCAUUCCGUGAUUUUCCCUUGCUCUUUUGUGUCUCUUGGGUUUUUGAACUCGAGGAGCCUUUCAAGGAGAUUACGCGCAUCAUUCAAUAUAAUACGGUGGGAAGUAUCAAGGAUAUGAUGAAGGGUACGGGCAUCGAUCUUCCUAUUCCAGAGGGAGUUAUCGGUAAGUACAUAUCAUAUCCUCUGUUCAGACGUUCAACUAAUACAAGUCUUCCAGAAAAGCUCGAGACAGCACGACUAGCUGCCAUCGGAGAUACAAUCCAAGUCCUCGCCAACUUGAUCGCCAAAUACCAAGACAACAACGGCAUAACCAUGUGCAAAGUCGACGGCAACCAACUUCCAGAUAUCAACCAACUACACAUCCACAAAGAUAGGUGCGAUGCAACGGUCCUCGGUAGUCUCAUGAGAGGCGCUACGAAAGAAGGACUCUGGCCCCCAGCUCUCACAGAAUCUCUCCGCAAUAGUUCCGUCUAUGCGGUGAAGCAGAAAGUGGUAGGCGUGGAGUUCACAACUGGGUGUGAAGGUUUAAGGGAUUUGUUGCCGUGGCCACAACGUUAUGAUCCGUAUAGGAUAUUGUCAAGUCAUGGGAUUAGAGACCAGAUGAGAGUUUCGAUUGAGGAGGCUGAGGGUCGCUUGAGAGGCUUGGAUUUGAAGGUGGAGAGAGAGAGGUUUGUGGGUCCAUUGUUGGCACGUUAUCGUUAG